GGGUAAAAUCUAGGCAUUGGAGCUCCUGCAUCGGGGCAUUGAUAACGUAUAUUUCACAAUUAUUGUGUCUGUUUGUUUUUAAUUCAAGGUGUUAAAAGUUAUAAUUCGUGAAAAUGUUAUUAUACUGUGAUCCAGAGAACGACUCGGAUACCAACCACAAAACAAAGAGCUACGAUAGUAAAGAGGAGAUCAGCAUGCAACCAGAUUCAAGCAGCGAGUCGGCAUCUGAAGACGAAUCGGCUCCAACAGCUGACGCUUUAAAUCAAUAUUAUUAUGAUAACGACACUGCGGAGUCACUAGCGGACAACAUGUAUAAUCUAGCCGUGGAGUCGGACCAAGAUGAUGACUACGAUGAUUUGAAUCCAUCGUCUUCUUCGCAACCACCACCGCUGCCGUUUGUUUUUGAUAACUACGCAGAAGACGAAUCUGAAGAAUCUGAUAUAGAUAACAACAUAAGCGAAAUUGCUGGCUUGGAUCAUCUGGUCGUAAACAGUCCUCUUUGGUACGCGCAUGUAAAGCCACACUUGACUGAACCGGAACGAGAAAAAUUGUGGAACAAAACUCCUUGGAAAGAAAAAAUUUAUUGUGAUGACUCCGAUGACGCUGAUAUUGAUUACGAUGAAGUUGUUCCUCCGCUGAUUAAGAACCAGUACUUCAUCGCACUUAUUUAA
Vanessa tameamea is the source of this 671-nucleotide messenger RNA. RefSeq lists its product as uncharacterized. The transcript has 6 exons. Bases 114 to 671 code for a protein of 185 amino acids. Lineage: Eukaryota; Metazoa; Arthropoda; Insecta; Lepidoptera; Nymphalidae. The record is from RefSeq and is a predicted model, not a curated record.